AUGUUAUCGAUGGCUAAAGACUGUGAAGUAGAAGUGUCUUCCGAAGACGAAGGCUUUAAAGGCGCAUGGUACAGAGCAAUUCUACAAGAGAACCCGACCAAAUCAGGAAGGAAAAAGCUUCAAAUCUGUUACAUGACCUUGGUGGACGAAGACGGUUCGUCUCUCCUAACCGAGCUCGUCGAACAGAGGCUGAUCCGACCCGUCCCUCCGGAGGAUCCGAAUCCGAACAACGGAGUCGAUUUCGAGGAAGGGUCCGUGGUCGACGCUGAUCUGAAAGAUGGCUGGUGGACCGGAGUGGUUGUGAAGAAAAUGGCGGAUGACGAUAAGUUUCUGGUUUACUUCGAUCAUCCACCUGACCUCAUGCAGUUCCAGAGGAAGCAGCUUAGGACUCAUCUUGACUUGAUUGGCUCCGAAUGGGUCCGACCCGAGAACAAGGAAUUGAGCAAGUCUUUGUCUAGAUCGGGGACAAUGGUGGAAGUGAGUUGUAAGAUUGAUAAGCUCGAAGAUGUUUGGGUUCCUGCAUUGAUUGUUAAGGAAGAUAAUGAUGAUGAUGAGCAGAAGAGAUUCAUUGUCAAGUGUUGCGAUGAUAAGUCUUUUACCUUCGACGGUGAUGAUGAUGCGAAACCAAACAUACUAGCCGUUGAUUUGUGCAACGUCAGGCCUAAACCGCCUCCUUGUUUCGUUGAGAAGUAUGAUUUGUUGGACCGUGUUGACGCGUUUCGUGGUGGCUUGGGAUGGCGUCAAGGUCUUGUGAGAAGGAUUCUCUCAGAGGAACGUUACAUAGUGAGCUUCGUGGCAACCAAAGAGGAGUCUGUGUUUAAACACUCUAAUCUUAGACUCUCACAGGAUUGGGAAGAUGGUGUUUGGCUUCAACAACCAAAGAGUCUGACCAAACCUGGAAACAAAACUCCUUCACAAGGCAAGAGAAAGAUGUCUAUGGAAACUACAUUGACGUGCAGACCAAAGAUGUAUUCUACUGCUGCUAAGCCGAUCACUUAUAAAAGGACUAGAAAGCGUUCCAAAACAUCCUCUGAAAAUGUGGAGACGAUAGGCAAUGAGCGUGAAAGUGUAGCUGCAAUCGAAUUAUCUUUAGCUCGGGUGUCGUUGAACCAAAAGGCUGAUGAUGCAAGGAAUGGUGAUGAUACACCAGUCAUAAUGAUACCAACUGCAAAGGAAUCUGCUCCACCUGCAAGCGCGGUCAUAUUUGCAACAACAGUGAAAGAAACAGAGUUGGAAACUCAAGGAGAGACAUCUCCUUUGAGGAAUCAGAAUGUCUUAGGAGUUGAUUCAAAUGGAGAGAAGAAUUCUGAAGAGCAUUACAGCAAUGACAACACGCAUAGGCUUAUAGAGACUGGUGGUGAGGCUUGCAAUGGUUCAAAGGCUCUGAUCACUGAUUAUAUAUGUGAUGAUGAUGAUAAUGAUGAUCAGCCCCUCUCUUCUUGGAUCCUUGGAGAAAAAUCAUCUACUUCUUGUCAUAAGUCGAAGUUAUCUCAUGAUACAGCAACGGUUCUGCCUUUUGUGAAACACUCACCGGUUUGGCAAGUGUUUGAAUCAAUGGAGGUCUUUAGAUCAGUGAAGCAGAGACCUCAUUUUAGCCCGUUGCUCGAGUCAAGAGAGGAGUUCCGUGAAGGUUUAGCUGCGGGUGAGAUGGUGAAAUAUUUCGGUUUAUUAGAGAGAGUAGAGAAUCUUCAGCUUCACACUCCCAAAAGCACACUAGAGAGGCUGAGAGAGUGCUUUUUCGAGCUUGACAAGUAUGGAUUCGAUGUUGUUACUCCUAUAUCGCGGAUUGAGAUGUUGUUAUCUCUCAAAGAUACGCAAGUAAAGAGACUUGAUGAACUGAAUGAUAAGGAGAAAAAGGUGGCAGAGGAAGUUGUCAAGAAGGAAAAGGUUGAAGAAGAUCUGAGAGAAGUUGAGCGCAAGAUUCUCGAGCUGAGGAGCCAAGAAACAGAGUUGAAAGAUAAGAAGGUUGCUUUAGAGAAAGAAAUUGGUGAAAUGCAGUUGUUUGCGUCAACUCUUGACAAGAAGAUUCAAGACGUGGAGGUUGAGUUUCAGAUGAUCGUGUCAUCUCCUUGGUGA
Messenger RNA from Microthlaspi erraticum, 2076 nucleotides. Lineage: Eukaryota; Viridiplantae; Streptophyta; Magnoliopsida; Brassicales; Brassicaceae. The record is from the annotation of a GenBank genome assembly.